Messenger RNA from Funneliformis caledonium, 177 nucleotides. The record is from the annotation of a GenBank genome assembly. Lineage: Eukaryota; Fungi; Glomeromycota; Glomeromycetes; Glomerales; Glomeraceae.
AUGUUAAAUCAUGGACAGUUGGAUCAUUUUUCUGACAGUAAGUCAAAGAAUGUAGUUCAAAUUUACUCUUAUAUGGCAGAUCUAGAACUUCAUUUAACACUACCACCAGUUUUAAAAGCCUAUGCAUAUUUGGCACAUAUUGCAAAAGAUGAUUCUGAAUCUUCAUAUCCUAUAUAA